Neltuma alba is the source of this 3501-nucleotide messenger RNA. RefSeq names its product putative disease resistance protein At3g14460. The record is from RefSeq and is a predicted model, not a curated record. The coding region runs from base 1 to 3501 and encodes 1166 amino acids. NCBI's taxonomy places the organism in Eukaryota, Viridiplantae, Streptophyta, Magnoliopsida, Fabales, Fabaceae. Gene Ontology annotation, molecular function: ADP binding; protein binding. The transcript is spliced from 3 exons.
AUGGGUGGUUUGGGUAAAACUACUCUUGCCCAGCUUGUUUAUAAUGAUGGUAGGGUGAUGGAUGGUUUCAACCUCAAAGUAUGGGUGUGUGUCUCAUAUGAGUUUGAUGUGUUGAGGGUAACAAGAACAAUUUAUGAGGCAAUCACCGGAUCUAAGGAUGAUACCAAUGAUUUAAAUAUGCUUCAAAUUAAAUUAAAACAACAACUAACUCAAAAGAGAUUUCUCCUUGUUUUAGAUGACGUAUGGAAUGAAAAUUAUAUGUUGUGGGAAGCCUUGCAAUCACCAUUUAAUCAUGGGUCUCUAGGAAGCAAAAUUCUUCUAACCACUCGCAGCAGAAAAGUUGCUUCAACCAUGCGUUCUACUAAAAUACUUCCAUUGAAGCCCUUAUCAGAAGGAGACAGUUGGUCAUUAUUCAGCAAAUAUGCAUUCCAUGAUGGAAAUGUUCUUUGUGCAAACCCUGACCUUGAAGAAAUUGGUAGAAAAAUCAGUGAAAAAUGCAAAGGGUUGCCUUUAGCUCUGAAAGCCAUUGGGAGUCUCUUAUACACAGAAUUAUCUCAUGAGCAAUGGAAUGGCAUUUUGAAUAGUGUGAUAUGGGAGGAAAAAAGUGAUAGCACAAUUCUCCCUGCUUUGAGAUUGAGUUAUUGCUACCUCCCCUCUCAUCUUAAAAGAUGCUUUGCUUAUUGUUCAAUAUUUCCUAAAGAUUAUGACUUUGAUAAGGAGCAUUUAAUUCAAUUGUGGAUGGCUGAAAAUUUUCUUACAUGUUCUCAUCAAAGCAAAGAUGCGAGAGAAGUAGCAGAACAAUUUUUUCAUGACCUAUUGUUGAGGUCACUUUUUCAGCGUUCAAUAGUGGAUGAAACACGUUUUGUCAUGCAUGACCUUAUUAAUGAUAUGGCAAAAGUUGAAUAUGGAAAGUUUUGCCAUAGGUUGGAGGUAGAUGGUGUAAAUAAUUUGACAAAAAUGACCCGCCAUGUUUCAUUUUUGAGAAAUAAUGUUGAUCCAUCCAAACGAUUUGAGGUUAUAUACCUAGCUGAUAAAUUGCGCACAUUCUUGCCUUUAUCUAUACAAGGUUGUAGUAGCACAAGCUAUGCUUCUAACUCUAAUCUUCACCUUAUAUCUCAUAGGAUUAUUCAUGAUUUGUCAUCCAAGUUUACUUGCAUGCGAGUUUUAUCUUUGUCAGAUCACUUCAUCAUGCAUUUGCCUGAGUCAGUGGGAAAUCUCAAACAUCUACGUUAUCUGGACUUAUCAGGAACUAAAAUAAGGAAAUUGCCUGAUUCAAUAUGUCAACUUCAUCAUUUGCAAACACUAAAGCUGUGGCGUUGUCGUCGUUUGGAAAUGUUGCCAAUGGAUCUCCAUAAACUUUUGAAUCUCCGUCACCUUGAUUUUCGCGAAACUCAAGUAAGAGAGAUGCCAAAGCAAUUGGACAAAUUGAAAAAUCUUCAACUGCUAUCAUCAUUUAUUAUGGACAAAUUUGGAGAGACCAACAUUAAACAUUUAGGAGGACUUAAUCUUCAUGGAUCAAUUUCCAUCUCGGAAUUGCAGAAUAUAUUCUCUCCUUCAACAGCUCAUGCAGUCAAUUUAAGAAGCAAGAUAAACCUGAAGGAGUUGACAUUAGAAUGGUGCAAAGACAAAGAAAAAUCACUACAUGACAAGGAUGUGCUAGAGAACUUUCAACCCCAUAAAAAUUUAAAAAAGCUAUCAAUUGGGAACUAUGGUGGUAUCGAGUUUCCUAAUUGGCUUGCUGAUCAUUCGUUGUCUAAUUUACUGUUCCUAGAACUAAGGCAUUGCAAAUACUGUAGAUCCUUGCCAUCAAUUGGCCUCUUUCCAUCUCUCAAGUCAUUGUCAAUUAUAGGGUUUCAUAGCAUAGUAGCUAUUGGUCCAGAAUUUUGUGGAAAUAGCUCUAAUGCUUCAUCCCUAGAAAUCCUGAGGUUUGGAGAUAUGAAGGCCUGGGAAGAAUGGAAAUGUGAAAUUUUGUCUCUUACAUUCCCUCAUCUUCAGGAGUUGAGUAUAAAAAACUGUCCCAAAUUGAAAGGGCAACUUCCUCAACAACUUCCUUCUCUAACGAUGCUAGUAAUUUACAAUUGUGAGAAGCUUUUAUCUUCAAUUCCAUGGGCUCCAUCUCUUGAUAAAUUGGUCCUAAGAGAUUGCGGAAAUGAGCAGUUGGAAUAUCUUCCAUCAACUCUAAAAGUCCUUGACAUUUCUGGAUGCUUUGGAAACUUAUUAGCAGUUGACAAAAUUAAGAAUAUCAUUUCUAAUUGUAGCCUUGAAGAGUUGAAGUUUUCUGACUGCCCCCACCUAGAAUUCCCAUUAUACUAUUGUCAUAACUUCAUUCUUGAAAUGGAGAUAAGAGGAAGCUGUGACUCUCUUAAGUCUUUUCCACUAGACUUAUUCCCGAAGCUUCAAUCAUUGAAGUUGGUUGACUGUAAUAAUCUUGAAAUGAUAUCUAUUUCAGAAGGGUAUCAUUUUUCUCUUACAAGCUUGUACAUACGAAAGUGUCCUAGAUUUGUAUAUUUUCCUGAAGGAGGGUUUUUGGCUCCCAAUCUAGAAUUUUGUUGCAUUGAAGAAUUGGAGAAUUUGAAAUCGCUCCCUGAGAAGAUGCACAUUCUCUUUCCCUCCCUCGCAUGUCUUUUAAUAAAAUGCUGCCCACAAGUGGAAUCAUUUCCAGAGGGAGGUUUCCCAUCAAAUCUCAUAUAUCUUGAGGUCUUGGGGUGCCCAAAACUCAUAGCCUCUCGUAUGGGAUGGCAUCUAAGUAGCUCUACUUCGCUAGAAUACUUUGGGGUUGGAGAUGCAGAUGAUGAGUCCCUUCCUGAUAUUGGACUACUUCCACGUACUCUAACUUGCCUUGUUUUCCAUAGCUGCCCAAAUCUUAGAUCGUUGCAACACAAAGGUCUUUGCCACUUAUCCUCUUUGGAAAUCUUGGGAUUUUGUGGCUGUCCUCAACUCCAAUACUUUCCAAAGGAGGGCUUGCCUAGUUCCCUUUGUCAACUACAGAUUGUGGGCUGUCCCUUGCUAAAAAAGCAGAUCCAAAAGCGUAAAGGAAAAUUUUGGGCAAAGAUUUCUCACAUCCCUUUUGUUAGCAUUGAAGAGGAUGUAAUCGAAUCUUUAAGUGAGCUUCUCUCUCGUGAAGGCAUCAGCUUUCGUUCUAUCCCUUCACUCAUUAGAACAUUGUCUGAAAGUGAGCAUUUGAUGAUUGUAUCGACCGCCAAUUGUACGAGCUUCACAAAGAGCUUCUUGUGGGAAAGGAGAAGUAUUUUUAAGGCCCAGAAGAGCAUAAACAUGAAGCAAGGAGUAAUCCUUCAAAUAUUAAAGGUGCCCUUCAAAGCAAAAGCUCUUGAUAUUGAGCAGAUUGUUAAUGAUGGCAAUUCUGCAUGUGAUGAUGCGGAAGUGGAUUUCUUUAUCGAAAUCUACGCUAAUGUAGAGGAACAUGAAGCAAAACCAAUAGCAAUAGGUCUUGGACAUGAAAUCAGAAAAGUAGAAUCCUCUGAAGAGCUUCAAGAUCAAUAA